Molecule: messenger RNA, 1674 nt
Organism: Daphnia carinata
Lineage: Eukaryota; Metazoa; Arthropoda; Branchiopoda; Diplostraca; Daphniidae
Exons: 10
Coding region: 204-1631 (475 amino acids)
Source: RefSeq, a predicted model, not a curated record
CCAGUUUUUUCCCACGCGUAUAAAGCAUUGUGAAUAUCCCUUCGGGAUAAACAAUUGAAAGUUCCGAACAUGUCCGCAACGCGAUAACUGCUCUAGAGGAAAAGUUUAUACGAGACUUAAGAAGCAGCCGUUAACAUUUUCAUUGGACAGAAAGACGAAGAGCGUCGUCACGUCCCGAUCAACAUCAAAUCGAAUUUGAGAAGAUGUUACUACAUUUGAUUUCGUUCAGUGUUUUGUUUCAAUUGAUUGCAAGUGAAUCUAACAGCAGCGACGCUAGGAACUCGAGACAACGUUAUUUCAACGAUCCAUCACCGUAUCACAGUUUUAAUUCAUUCAGGCCUUAUUGGCUUAAUCGUUCGCCUUUCAUUGACGCUUUUGAUGAUGUUGGCAUUAUUGAACCUGUGGAAGGAAGGUCAUUGUUACCCAGUAGAUUCGGGUUAACAAGCCAAAUAGAAGACAACUCAAAUGACGAUGCCGUUGCUGGCCGUUUCUUCAACAGGCGAGUUUCGAACCGGGGACAACCCACAGGCAACAGCAAUGGAAAUCGAUUUUAUUCUAAAAUGAGGAACGUCAACCCCUUGGCGAAUUUCAUGCCUUGUGUUUCGUCAACCGCAGAAGAAAUGGGAGUGUGUCUACUCGCUCCCGUUUGCUCCUACUACGGAGGCAGGGCGACUGGCGGAGAUUGCAGAAUGGGAUUAACAUGUUGCGUCAAUGAGGUCACCAGUUGCGGUCCGUUGGUCACGUUCAACAACACGUAUUGGCAAUCACCUUCCGUUAUAAGUUCAGAAACGAGUUGCGGAUUAACAAUCAAGUUGGACCAAUACCUCAUGGAACAAAAGAAGCCGAUUUGUCAAAUUCGCCUCGAUUUCCUGGCGUUUUCACUAGCCCAACCCAACGCCGAAAGUGUUUGCAACGUUGACAGCUUCCAAGUAGCUGGAGCAAUUAACAAGGUUCCAGUCAUUUGCGGCGAUGCCAAUGGACAACACAUGUAUCUGAUGCUCCCGCGCAGUUCAACGAGCGUUCAGAUUGUCACGACCCUCGGCACAGCAUCGGGCCCUCGUUAUUGGAGGAUUAAGAUCGCUAUGCUUUCAUGCGAUUCGGAAUAUUUAGCUCCAGAAGAUUGUCUCCAGUAUUUCACAUCGUCAGCCGGAUCAAUCAUGACGUUCAACUGGAUGGACACUACCAACCGAGCCACACGACAAUUAGCCAAUCAGGAUUAUUACGUUUGUUUCCGGACAGAAUUGGUUAAUAGACAGGCUAGUGGACAAGUAGCUACGAUGUUGUGCCUCUCUCAUUGCCAAGUAUCCAACGGCCUUCCGUUCAGUUUAUCCGGCAAUGCUGAAGCCAGAAGUCAAGUGGUCGGAUCAAGGGCUUGUGCUAACGAUUACGUCGUAUUCCCUGGAGGAUUUAGUUUUCCCUGGACAGACCCGCCAAACCAACGGGAUCGUUUCUGUGGAUCUCUUUUAUCGCAAAACGAAGAGGAUGAUUCUCCACAAACGAUUUGCAGCACAGCCAAACCCUUCCGGUUGCUUUACCGGACGAACGGCGAUGAAACGUUGAGCGUCACAGCCGAUUCUCCACGCGUAGGCAAUCAAGGCUUCUGUUUGAAUUUCGAGCAGAAAUUAGCAUAGGAUUGACACGCUGCAAAAGAACACAUGCCUAUAUACAAAGCUA